Messenger RNA from Scomber japonicus (chub mackerel), 987 nucleotides. It is a transcript of the gene vtcn1, whose product is annotated as V-set domain containing T cell activation inhibitor 1. The record is from RefSeq and is a predicted model, not a curated record. The coding region runs from base 1 to 987 and encodes 328 amino acids. The transcript has 6 exons. NCBI's taxonomy places the organism in Eukaryota, Metazoa, Chordata, Actinopteri, Scombriformes, Scombridae.
AUGGCUUCCCUGGGACAGAUCAUCUUUACCAGCAUGAUUAUCCUCAUCAUACUAUUCUCUACGCUCAUCAUCCUCAUCUUAGCCUUGGCGUUCACAGGUAAGAGCCCUUUGUCUGAGGGACAGAGCAGCAACAGAUCACCCAUUGCCAACCUUGGUGAGGAUGAGCUUCUCAGCUGCUAUAUUCACACAACCGGCGAAAAAAAUACAUUCAGUGAAGUGUCAGUAAUUUGGGAGAAGACGUCACUGAGUGGGGUCGUUUACGAUUAUUACAGUGGAGCUGCAGAUUUUACAGACCAGAACUUACAGUUCAAAGGAAGAACUCAACUCUUCCCUGAAGCUUUGGUCCAAGGGAACGCUUCGCUGUUGCUGAGGAGUGUAAGACAGAGUGAUGAGGGAGAGUACACCUGCCAUGUUAGCGCCGCCGAAGGUGAAGGGCAGGUCAGCAUUCAUCUGAGAACAGCAGCUUUUACAGCGCCAACAUUUACAGUCUCAAAUGGCACCCUGACUGCUGAGGCAAACAGGUGGUUCCCUAAACCAAACGUGACAUGGUUGGACUAUUUUGGGAAGGUCCUACAGGGGAGCACGAGUUUCAUGCAAAACUCUGCAGGGAUAUGCAGCAUAGUGAGCAGGCUGCAACCAUUCAAUAUCAGCGACACUUACACCCUCAGGAUUCAAAAUGACUUGGUGACUGCAGUCUCUGAAGCAACAUGGGAGAUGAAGACCUCGCUGACAGAGGCUUCUGCCAGACAUUCCCAGUUCACCCUCACACCUGCCCAACAACUCUCACCCAAGGUGGUGAGCCCACAGGGUGGUGACUUCAUGUCAGUUCUGGGACCAGCCACCAUAUACUGGCCAGGCCUGGCUCUCAGUCUCCCUCGUCUGGUCCAAAUUCCCCCAUUCCUGAAGGGCUGCUUCAUAUGGGUCAAUGAAUCAUUCUUACUCUGGACCCUCACAUGCAACCAUUUUGCCCCCAGCAUGUAUCUGUGA